AUGGCGGCAACUGCUUCGAAUUCUUUGGCUUCGGAUCUGCUGAGAAUUUCUCCCAUUACCCAAGGCGCUGCCCACCUUCUAGCGUUAUUAUUUGGGAUCUGCUAUGUCGGCUCCCUUUAUGUCUCCAACAAGGCUCGCCUGAAGUUUGAAGCCAAUGCCAAAACCAUCGACGAUAAGUAUCCAAGGGCGAAACUGGCCCAUGAAAGAUGGAGGGACGAUCCAGAUGUCAUGCGAGCGCGAGUGACUGCUGUCUCCAUCGCGUCAAUCCUAUGCUGUUUGGGGGUCGUUGCGCUAGUUUGGUGGAGAUCUGAUUUGGAAGUGGAACUUUCGAAUCUUGGACCAGUAUUGUAUCUUUCGUGCUCCUACCUUGGUUUCAAGUGGGAUUUCCCAUCCGACUUUAACUGGUCGUCUUGGAGCGACAUCUCAGCCUUGGGACCGCAUGUCGUAGUCCCCGUCCUGUUCCUCGGCCCGUUGUACGCGACCUAUUUGGAUGGCACUUUACCCGGUCAACAGUUCUGGAGUCUUGACGAACAUGUCUUCGAUAAGUACUUCUCGCUCAUGGGCCUACGAACGUAUAUCCUGGGCCCAAUAACCGAAGAAAUAGUCUUUCGAUCGUGUGUGCUGACUGCUUUCCAUAUGGCGCACAUGUCGAGAAAGCAGAUGGUGUUUUUGACGCCUUUGACGUUCGGUGUUGAAAUCCUCUUCGCCUACCUGCUUGGGAUGGCCGGAUUUGUGUAUGUCCUUCCCAAGUGGACGGAGGUCGGACUAGAGAGGAGGGGGGCUGUGUGGGGCUCGGUCUGA
Molecule: messenger RNA, 801 nt
Organism: Coprinopsis cinerea okayama7#130
Lineage: Eukaryota; Fungi; Basidiomycota; Agaricomycetes; Agaricales; Psathyrellaceae
Exons: 4
Coding region: 1-801 (266 amino acids)
Biological process (GO): CAAX-box protein processing
Cellular component (GO): endoplasmic reticulum membrane
Molecular function (GO): metalloendopeptidase activity
Source: RefSeq, a predicted model, not a curated record